UUCCAAUAUCAAUCCUUCAACGAGUCUCUGCGCUUAAACCCGCCAUGGACGAGGAGAGUCUUAAGAUAUCGCUAAUCCAUAACAAUGGCGAUUUUGAUGAGUUCAGUGGGGAUCUUCCAGCCAUUGAAGGAUGGAGAGGUCUGCUCAAAGCAAGCUUGGAAGAGUCAAAGAAGCUAUGGUACCUGGCAGGUCCUGCUAUUUUCACCUCCCUCUGUCGAUACUCUCUUGGAGUCAUCACGCAGGCCUUUGCUGGUCACAUUGGCAAUCUUGAAUUAGCCGCUGUUUCCAUUGAAAACUCUGUAAUCGCUGGCUUCUCAAUGGGCAUAAUGAUAGGAAUGGCCAGCGCGCUGGAGACUCUGUGUGGGCAGGCUUUUGGAGCCAAACAACUUGGAAUGCUCGGAGUUUAUACUCAGCGCUCUUGGGUUAUAUUAAUGACUACAGCCCUGCUUCUGAGCUCGAUUUAUGUGUGGGCGACGCCCAUUCUGAAACUCGUCGGCCAAGAUGAUGAGAUUGCAGAACUGGCAGGGAAAUUUGCAGUGUGGAUGAUCCCCCAGUUAUUUGCUUACGCCUCUGUUUUUCCGCUGGCAAGGUUUUUGCAGGCGCAGAGUAAAGUUUUGGUGAUGGCGAUGGUUGCUGGUGGAGCACUGAUUGUGCAUGCUGUGUUCAGCUGGUUGGUUAUCUUUAAAUGGGGAUGUGGACUGUGGGGAGCGGCAUUAAUGCUCAAUAUCUCGUGGUGGAUCGUCGUCUUCUCACAGCUGGCUUAUGUACUCAGUGGCAGCUGCAAGGAGGCAUGGGGAGGAUUCUCUUGGGCUGCUUUUCACAACCUGGGGGCAUUUAUCCGCCUUUCCCUGGCAUCCGGUGUAAUGUUGUGCUUGGAACUCUGGUAUCUCUACAUUCUAAUACUCUUGGCGGGCUAUCUUAAAAAUCCAAGCAUAUCAGUAGAUGCCAUUUCUAUAUGUAUGAAUCUAAUGGGAUGGGAGACGAUGGUUGCUUUGGGAUUCAAUAUUGCCAUCAGUGUAAGAGUUUCGAAUGAAUUGGGAGCUGGACAUCCAAGAGCCGCAAGAUUUGCUGUGAUUAAUGUUCUUGGAACAAUGUUUGCAAUAGGAGCCAUUCUAAUGGCUGUAAUCUUGAUUACUAGGAAUGAUUUUGCAGUGGCAUUUACUAAUAGUGAUGAAGUGAUGAAAGCUGUAUCAAACCUUGCAACCUUGCUUGCUAUUACCAUGCUUUUAAAUAGCAUACAACCUGUUCUAGGAGGUGUAGCAGUGGGGGCAGGCUGGCAAGCUCUAGUAGCAUAUAUUAACAUAGCAUGUUAUUACAUGUUUGGAGUUCCUCUUGGUUGUUUGUUGGGUUAUUAUUUUGAUUUUGGAGUGAAGGGUAUUUGGGCCGGUAUGAUUUGCGGAACCACCUUUCAAACAAUUAUUCUAUGCAUUAUUACAUUUAGAACCAAAUGGAAAAAAGAAGCAUCUCAAGCUAUAGAAAGAAUUAAAGUGUGGGGAGGCCACAAUUAAGCUCGAUGAGAAACAAUUAAAACACUUGAUUUCUACAAAGUAAUUAUUAUUCUAAAUAACAUGAAGUUUGAGAUCCACAAUUCAUAAAGUAGCCGAAUAGAAAGGAGCAACAAACUACACACUUUGAUUGUAAUUUACCUAUUUGGUACAAUUUUGUGAAUGUCAUUAUUGCUAUGAUGAAUCAAUUUUGAGUGAUUCAAGAGUAUGAGAUUUUCCUUAAAAAAUAUCUCAACCCUAUUGUAUUAUUGUAUUAUGACACUUGGAAAUUUUGAUAUUUAUGAUUUACUAGCAUACAUGAUGUAUAGUCUAAUUUCCUUUAAUUUUGAAUGCUCGUAAUUUGUAUUGUCAUUGAUAGAUGAGAAUGCCCAUUGUCAUUGAAAGAUGAAUGCUAAACAUACUAGUUGUAUUCACUAGUUAUAGCAGAAUCAUAUAACUCCACGACCGAUUCGUGGAAAGUUGCAGGCAGGCAGCAUUCCAUAUUAGCAACGAUGAAAACAUGUUCUUCUGCAAAUGCUCUUUAUCCUGUGCGACUGCUAGUGGCAGCAUUAUAUAUUGUGCAGUAAAUCAACAGUGGGGAAUUAAAACUUGUAUGAAUAGAAUGAGAUCAAGAAAGUGUGGGACUAAUUGCAGGAACUCUGUGAACAUGACUGAGAGAUAACUUAGAUAUAAAUUGAAGAUAUGUGAAUUGGAUUUC
This is a messenger RNA of Cryptomeria japonica (Japanese cedar), 2202 nucleotides long. Its product is annotated as protein DETOXIFICATION 31. The record is from RefSeq and is a predicted model, not a curated record. Bases 45 to 1508 code for a protein of 487 amino acids. Gene Ontology annotation, biological process: xenobiotic detoxification by transmembrane export across the plasma membrane. Gene Ontology annotation, cellular component: membrane. The transcript is spliced from 8 exons. Gene Ontology annotation, molecular function: xenobiotic transmembrane transporter activity; antiporter activity. Lineage: Eukaryota; Viridiplantae; Streptophyta; Pinopsida; Cupressales; Cupressaceae.